CGAUGAAAAAGAAAUAAAAUUUGAUGAUAUGCCUAAUUAUAAUAGCAUGAAAUUCUUCGAAGAAGAAAACUCCUUCAAGUUAUUUAAUUUGAUUCGUCAGAAUAAAAAAAGGAACACACCUACACUAUAUGCGGACUUAGAAAAUUAUUGUGCGAAAAAAUUAAUGAAUAUAGAGAAAUUCAAAAGACCAAAUCAUAAUCAAAAUAAUAAUAUUAUUUUAGACGAUUAUUAUACAUCUGUAAGUCAUUUUAAAACAAAACUUACAUUGAAAUAUUUUUUCUUAACAUAUGAAGAAGAAAAAGAGGAAAAUGCCAUGCAAAUAUUACCAAAAAUAGUAUCAUAA
Plasmodium reichenowi is the source of this 343-nucleotide messenger RNA. RefSeq names its product JmjC domain containing protein. The record is from RefSeq and is a predicted model, not a curated record. The transcript has a single exon. NCBI's taxonomy places the organism in Eukaryota, Apicomplexa, Aconoidasida, Haemosporida, Plasmodiidae. The annotation marks the transcript as partial.